AUGUCAUAGGAUAUAUGUCUGGCUGCCAAAACACCCUAAUUGGUUGUAAGAAGCUUAAAUUGGCUACAUUAAACAAUCUUCCAAAUGCUAUAAAAUAAGCCACCAAGAAAAAGAAAUUGUUCAUAUGCCCAUCGCCUUUGUAUGUCCCCAAGUCCUUGCCCAAAACCAGCUUUCAAGCGAUCUUGGACUUGACCAUUUUGAUAGUCUUCUACAUGUACUUGUAUUUCCUUUGACAAUGGAUUGGUCUCCAGAAGAUGCCAUGAAAGCUUACCUACACACCAUUCAGCUGUGUAAGAUCCACGACUGUACCCUUGGACUUGGAACCAGUACAAGAUUGAUUGAACCCAAAUAUGUGGAGCUUAUAUCAGCUUUGGCAGCUGGAAAGCGGGCCAAACUAAUGGUGGAAAUCACCUCAAAUGGCAUAUCUCCCUUAACACUAGCACUAGCUGUUGCUGCCAAACAAACGAGUGGGCGACUUGUUUGUAUUAUUCAUGAAGAUCAUGAUAUCGAGAAAAGCAAGGCUCGGCUUACAGAGAAUGAUCUUGAAGACACGAUCGACUUUGUGUAUGGGAGUCCUUGUGAAGUGAUAAACAGAUACAAGAGCAUUGAUUUUGCAGUUAUCGACUGCAAACUUGAAGAUCACAUCAAGUUAUUCAAGACUAUAAACCUUAAUCCAAGUGGGUCGAUAGUGGCAGUAAGCAAUCUACAACAUAGAAGAGAUGGAAUAAUAUCAUUUGCUGAAGUUCUGAAGGGGAGGAAUAUCGGUGUAAAAUCUGUUACUCUUCCUAUAGGAGAAGGAAUGGAGUUGACAAGAAUCGGGUCAACCGGUAAACGCGAAACUGGGAGAUCAUACAAAAGAUUUCAUGUAAUAUUUGAGAAUUGAAAGAAAUCUCACGACGACAGAUUUGCAAGAUAUAUCAGGUGGCAAAGAAAUUCGAGCGUCGAGGUUUGGAGAUUUGGUAGUCACGUCACGUGUUGCCGGGUGAGAAGAUGGCGUAGGAGAUUCCUCCUCCACUUGGGUCCUAACUCCUACACUCCACUACUGAUAGGGCAGAGGAGGAGGAGCGAGUAGUUUGACGAGAAGGCGAAUGACCUGGCUGCCUGAACGGUUAGUUGCAUAUCCAGUUACAAACUUGGCGAGAAGAUGCCAUGGGAGCCUCCAGUGGUCCGAGGUUUUCUGGAAUGCAGAAACAAGUACUCAGUCUAUACAGAGGGUUUUUGCGAGCUGCUCGGUCAAAAUCUGCCGAAGAUGGACAAAAGAUUGAAUCCAUUGUGUCAGCUGAGUUCCGUCAUAAUUCCAAGCAAAUAGAUCGCAAAAACUUCCUCUACAUCGAGUACUUACUUCGCCGAGGUAAGAAACAGCUUGAUCAGCUCAAAAGUCCUGAUACUAUUGGGUUGUCAUCUUUGAACAUCAGUGUCUCUGAAACCAAAUCUCCUGAGCCUUGAACGAACACAAUUUUAUUUUUUAUUUUCAAUUUCUAUCAUAAUACCUUCAAGGGCAA
Juglans regia (Persian walnut) is the source of this 1502-nucleotide messenger RNA. Its product is annotated as succinate dehydrogenase assembly factor 1, mitochondrial-like. The transcript has 4 exons. Gene Ontology annotation, biological process: mitochondrial respiratory chain complex II assembly. The record is from RefSeq and is a predicted model, not a curated record. Gene Ontology annotation, cellular component: mitochondrion. Bases 125 to 883 code for a protein of 252 amino acids. Lineage: Eukaryota; Viridiplantae; Streptophyta; Magnoliopsida; Fagales; Juglandaceae.